UGGCCGAUUUAUGAUUUAUCUAAUGUCAGACCCAUUAAAGGCCCAUAAAUAAAGCCCAAAAACAAGAAAGACUCGAGAGAGGUUUGCUCUGAAGAACAAAUUCACGCAAAAAUAUAAUUAGCGCUGUCGGAUUCGUUUGUUUUGGCUCGCUCCGAUCUGCUUGGGGGCGUGCGUGCGUGCUUCCUCAAUGGCGGCACGAUCCCUGUGGAGAACCCGUGCGAGGUUCCUCGUUCUUGGCUCCGCCGUCUGCGGUGGUUCCGGCGCCGCCUUCGUUGCUUCCUCCGAAGACCCGUCCAAAACUCUCAAGCUUUGCACCAACAUCCCCGUCCGCCUCUUCCGCAACACCGUCACCGCCGCCUCCAUCGCUUUCGAUUAUGAAUAUUCCUUGUUGGGUUUGGCUGAGGGAAGCAGUGAGAGAGCUCAGGUCAAACACGAAGUCCACCUAAGGUCAGCCCAAAAGCUUCAAGAGCUCUGUUUCAAAAACGGAGGAAUCUAUAUCAAACUUGGCCAGCAUAUUGGACAAUUAGAUUAUCUUGUCCCUGAGGAGUAUGUUCGUACUAUGAGGGAGUCGAUGUUGAACAAGUGCCCUGUCUCUUCGUAUGAGCAAGUAUGUGAGGUUUUCAAGAAAGAGGUUGGAGAGACGCCAGACAAAGUAUUUGCUGAAUUUGACCCUGUUCCAAUUGCUAGCGCUUCCCUUGCUCAAGUUCAUGUUGCUCGCACCCAUGACGGGAAAAAAGUUGCUGUCAAGGUUCAGCAUGCGCACAUGACAGACAGUGCAGCUGCGGAUACUGCAGCUGUUGGAGUUAUAGUGAAUACCUUGCACCGGAUAUUCCCAUCAUUUGACUACAGGUGGUUGCUAGAUGAAAUGAGUGAAAGCUUACCAAAGGAACUAGAUUUUUUGGUUGAGGCGAAGAACAGUGAGAAAUGUCUGGAUAAUUUUAGGAGACAGUCUCCCCAUAUUGCAGAGUAUGUUUAUGCCCCAACGAUCUAUUGGAACCUGACCUCCUCUAAGCUAUUGACUAUGGAGUUCAUGGAAGGUGCUCAAGUGAAUGAUGUGGCUAUGAUCAAAAAGCUUGGGAUUCAGCCCUAUGAAGUGUCAAAGCUAGUGAGUCAAACUUUUGCAGAGAUGAUGUUCAAACAUGGGUUUGUGCAUUGUGAUCCACACGCAGCCAAUUUGAUUGUUCGUCCAGCUCCUUCUGGUAAAAGAAACAUAUACGGCAAGCAAAAACCACAACUGGUGCUUCUUGACCAUGGCUUGUACAAGGAGCUUGACUUCAACACGAGAUUCAACUACGCUUCACUAUGGAAAGCCCUGAUCUUUUCGGAUGCUAAUGCCAUCAAAGAACACAGUGCGAAGCUAGGCGCCGGAGACGAUCUCUACGUUCUUUUCGCCGGGAUUCUUACAAUGAGACCGUGGAAGCAAGUCAUCGACUCGUCUGUGGAUCAUUUAGUCAUCCAAGGCACUAAAGAAGAUCGCUCGGAGCUACAGAUGUAUGCGUCACAGUAUUUCCCUCAAAUCUCGGAGCUUCUCAGGAGAUUGCCACGCGUGAUCCUUCUGAUGCUGAAGACGAACGACUGUCUCCGGUCGGUUAACAACGAGCUUUUGCAAGGAUCGUCGCUUGAGUCUUUCUUGAUCAUCGGGAAAGUGUCUUCAGAAGCGGUCAUGGAGGCGAAAUGGUCACAGAAGAAAUCGUUGGUGAAAUGGUUGAAGGUGUGGCUUGAAGGAUUCUCUGUGGAAGCAAGGCUCUGGGUAAUGCAAUUCGCACUUUGGCUCUUACAAUCUUGUCGUCACUCAAGUCAAAUCUGUCUCUCCUUCACAGCCGCGACACUUUUGUCUCCACCGCUCGAAAAUCUCCUGCUGAUCGCUAAUUACAUCGUCUCCGACAGUGAUGGUGUCCAAAAGCCAGUUGUUGUCGACCCUCCUUUACACAACGAAGCUCCUCCGUCGGAUUCUCAGCGCCGACCGGUGGUUUUCGCCGCGGACGCAGCUCCACCGGCAGAAAACCAUCUGAUUCAGCGGAUUCAAAGAGCUCUGGUGGAAUUGCGAGAGUUGAGAAACCAGUUUAAUGCCAUUCUUAGGGAACUAGAGCUCGAAGUGGGAGGAGAAGAAGAACAAGCGGAAUCAUCAGUGGAGGAUCCAGAGGACGACUCUGAUUCUUAUAGAAUUUGCGAUUUCCCGUCGUCACCACACCAGUCGCCGCCGAGCAUGGCUAAUUACUAUGACAUUGACGACAUACUUAUAGAGGAAGAGUUUGUCCCUGUUUUAUUCCAUAAACCAGCAAAUGGAGUGACUAUUGAUCCAAGUGCUGAGACAAGCUGUGUUCAACAAGGAGCCAAAGUUGAAUUGCCCUUCUGGCUUGCCCAUGAGUUGCAUUUGAGACAAGCUCUGUCCAUAAACCUUCCUCCCUGUUUCGACCAAAAGACGAGGCUGGAAAUACAAGCUGAUGCACCAUGUGUGGAUCUUAGAUCACGCUGUCCAUAUUUCUAUGAAUUUGGGUGCAAGUUAGAGCCAUUGGUUACAGAUAGAACGCUUGGGAUCUUGCUAUCGACUGCGUUUAAGACGAGAUACAAGGAGAGACUGACAAAAGUAUACACAGCAGCUCACAUAACAGCUUCCAAGUUCUUGCCACUCUUAACAAAAGAAGAAACAAACUUGUACGAAGCAGCUCACUUGUCUAUGACAGCCUUCAAGAAAUGGAGAACAGGAGGUCCUCGUUUCCAGAGAGCUUCAGUACUUGGAAGAAAACGCAAGGAAUCUUCUUAAAAUUUGAGGUCCCUAAACUCUUUAUUAGCUUCAUCAUCUUUAUUCUCUUUGAUGAUUCGAGUUGUUUGUGCUUGGCCAUUUUCAUCAUUACCAUCAUUAUAAUUAAUACUACAAUAGUGUGUGAUUGUACAAUAUUAACAUCUAAGAGAUGAUGUGACAACAUAAAAAUUAGGUCCUCUUUUUCGGUUAUUGCGUUAGAGAACACAAUACAUUUUGGUUGGAUUGAUGAUACAAUAACCUAAUCAUG
Molecule: messenger RNA, 3011 nt
Organism: Thlaspi arvense
Lineage: Eukaryota; Viridiplantae; Streptophyta; Magnoliopsida; Brassicales; Brassicaceae
Source: the annotation of a GenBank genome assembly